GUGACAUCAAUGAAACCGGCACGAGAAAAUGAUGAUGGUCAACAAAACGGAUAAUAUAAACCAGUAAAUGGAAUUUAAACCCCUCCAUAAGGUUCCUGAUUUUAAAAAGGAAUGCGCAGAAGUACUGAAUGAAGAAUGGAAAAGGAGUUUAACUGCAAGAUUACACAGUCUAGAGAAAUCACGGGAUAGUUUUCCAGUGUGUUUAGUACUGCUAGAGAGAACUGAUAAUGGAGAACAGAGUGUUGUUGGCCACAGUAUGCUGUCUGUUGUACAUGGACAGGACUUACCUAGCUGCCUUGUGGAAUCAGUUGUAGUGCCAAAGAGUCGUAGAGGGAAAGGCUAUGGCCGAAUUGUCAUGGAGAAAACAGAGGAAUUUGCUGCAAGCAAGGGCUAUAAAGUGAUGUAUUUAACUACGCAUGACAAGCAGAAGUUUUAUGAACACCUAGGAUACACAUACUGCUCACCUAUUGUUACGUUUAAUGCAGAUAUUAUUCCCGAACAUCUGGCAAAUAAAUUGAUUGGGAGUUUAAGAAGUCCUGCACAAGGUACAGACACUACACAACAUGGGAGUAGCUUACCAGAAAUGGUGCACACAUCCUCAGAUGUUGGACAUAACUGUAAAAGUUCAGAUCAGGACAAUGUUAUAAAAACUUCCAAAAGAAAUUGUGAUACAACAAAAAGUGACAGAUGUUUAUUAUCAACUAGCACUACAACAGUUACAAACUGUAAACCUAUACCUCAGACUGCACCGGUGGAGAUACCACCUACUGAAAUGAAUCUUCCCCCGCCACCCCCUCCACCGAGUGCUCCACCACCACCCCCUCCUCCACCUGUAGUGGCUCCCAUAGUAACAAAGCCUUCAGCUGAUGGCAGUGGCAAAAUUACACGCUGGGACCCAGGUCUUGUGUCCUGGAUGAAGAAAACAAUAGUGUGAAAUAAAGGGAACAGUAAUGAAUAAAAUAUUAUCAAGUCUUUACUAAAGUGUUAAGUUAAAGAAAGAAAUGACAGACUCUUGAUAACUUCUUUUUUUGAAUACAAUACAGCCGGAGCAGAACCUUUAUAAACCCUUAAAAAAAUUACGGGUGUUCAGUUGCAAUGGCUGGACACCCGAUUGUCCCUCACGGUCAUGAUCACAGCAGUUUGUGGUGGUCUGCUAAAAGGAAUCUCAGUGUUCAUGCGAGGGGCCAUUGCGGUCAAGGAUCUAUUUUAACAUUAACUGUAUUACAGCGGGCCUCGCUCUGUCAUUGGCCAAAUUCGGCAUUUGCGAAAAUCGUAAUAAUUUGGCGACGAAAAAAAUCACUUUUGGAGAAAACUCUUGGGGAAGCAUUUUUCCACCUGAUUUUGUUCACAAUCACAGAAUGGUUUUUUAAUCUACUCCGGAGGUACGACAAGGCGCAUUUCCGUGAAAAAAAUAGAUACCAGUCUACAAUACAUCAUCUGGGAAAUCAAAAGGUUAAAAUCUUUCACACAUUUGCCUGGAGGUGCGAAUAUUGUGUUUGACACAAGUGACUCAAUUUUUGUUUGUUUAAAGAUGAUUGAAUGAGUGAUUAAAGAAAACUGAACAAAUUAGCUGUUGGAUUAUGUGAUAAUUGAUUGGAAGUCGGCAAAAAUACUUAAAUUGCCUCUUUCGACGCGGCCAGUUCUCUGAAGUGCAUGGACCUGCGUUUAGUAAAAAAUGAAAUUUUAUGUCAUUAAGUUUAAUAAAGGUCAUGUUAAUUGCCGUAUAUCUGAGAAUUGUGAAAAAUGUAAUUAUCCGUAUUCUGAUCAGAGUACUUAGUAAGUACUCGUUUCUGCUUAAAAGUACGGGGAAUUGUGCUAUUCCAUCAUUCGCCAAAAUGGCAUCUUUUGCAGUUAAAUGCUCUUUAGAUCUAGAUUUGUCUUGUAUUCCGCUAUCCAAAAAGUCUAAAUUUGAGAGUGCUACUCCACGUGCAUUCAGAUAGCAAUCAUGGUUGAAUGAAUUUGAUUGGCUUCAAUAUGACUAAUGUUUUGUAAAUUGUGCAUUAAGGUGCAAAAUUCAAAUAGCUUUACAUCAGGUUGUGGAAAGAUGAAGGAAGAUAACCUUAUUAAACAGAAGAAAACUAAAGAUACAAAAUGCAACUUGCUUAUUUUCAAAG
This is a messenger RNA of Mercenaria mercenaria, 2114 nucleotides long. RefSeq names its product N-alpha-acetyltransferase 80-like. The record is from RefSeq and is a predicted model, not a curated record. Gene Ontology annotation, cellular component: cytoplasm. Bases 68 to 934 code for a protein of 288 amino acids. Gene Ontology annotation, molecular function: N-acetyltransferase activity; acetyl-CoA binding. The transcript has 5 exons. NCBI's taxonomy places the organism in Eukaryota, Metazoa, Mollusca, Bivalvia, Venerida, Veneridae. Gene Ontology annotation, biological process: protein acetylation.